AUGGGGGCCCCCCAGGGGGCCCCCAGGGUGCCCCCCAAUCGCCCCCUGAGGCCGUCAGGCACGGAGCCCCGCACGGGGGCCCCUCAAGGGGCCCCUUGGGGGCCCCUGGGGAGGGCACACAAGGCAGCAACACAGCGGCAACAGCAGCAGCAGCUGCAGCAGCAGCAGCAGCAGCAAAAACAGCUACAGCUGCAGCAACAAAACGCAAAAAUCAACGAACAGCUACAGCAUCAACAAUCGCGAGUGCCGCUGCAGCAGCUGCAGCAGCAACUGCAGCAGCAACUGCAGCAGCAACUGCAGCAGCAGCAGCAGCAGCAGCAGCUUUCUGUUCUACUGCCGAGUCAGUCAGAGCCAUACGCUAUUAGGGGGCCCCCAGCCUCACGAGGGGCCCCCUGGGGGCCCCCCAGGGCCCCCAUCGACGUUGCAGGCGGCGCACAGCAGCAGCAGCAACACCACCACCAAGCAGCAGCAGAUGCUUCAUCUGCAGCAGCAGAGAGACUUGCAGCAGCAAUAGGGACAGCGGCAGCAGCAGAAGCUAUAGAAGCAGCAACCGCAGCAGCAGCAGCAGCAGCACGAGCAGCAACAGCAACAGCAGCAGCAAGACCACCAUCAGUAGCAGCUCCUGCAGCAGCAGCAGCAGCAGCAGCAGCAGGACGGCUUCUGUUGGGGGCCUCUGUGCCUCAUGAGAUGGAGGCCUUCGAGGCAGCAGCAGCAGCAGCAGCAGCAGCAACAGCAGCAGCAGCAGCAGCAGCAGCAACAGAUACGGGGGCCCCUGAGCUUUCUCCUCCCUCCUCGGCCGAGGGGCCCCCCUGCCCUGUAGGGGGGCCCCCCUCGCACUUGGGGGCCCCUGGGGGGCCCCCCAGCUCAACGCUAUUGGGUUUGUGUGGGCCCCUGCAGGGUACUGCAGCAGAUAAAGAAAUCCCGUUAAGAGUGGGCCCCCCUGCUGCAGCAGCUACUGCUGCAGCAGCAGCUGCUGCUGCUGCAGUUGCUGCUGCAGCUGCAGUAGCAAGGGGGGGCCCCCUUCUGGCUACAGCUGCAGCAGCAAGGGGGCCCCCCCUUCUAACCUCUGAUGCAGCAGCACGGGGGGCCCCCCCGUCUGUUAUUGCUGCUUUGCUUGAUGCUUUCUAUGGGGCCCUUGCUGCUGAGGGGGAGUUGCUGCUGCAGCAGGAGCAGCAGCAGCUGCAGCAAGCCAAGACCCACGAGCAGCAGCAACAGCAGCAGCAGCAGCAGCAGCAGCAGCAACGGCGACAGCAGCGGCAGUGUUUUGGGCGUCCUCAUUGGCGGUCUGUCUAUACACUGCAAUGCAAGCAGCAGCUGCUGCAGCAGCUGCAGCAGCUAAGGGAAAUAAACAAGCAGCAGCAGCAGCAGCAGCAGCAGCAACAGCAGCAGCAGCAGGGGGAGGCCCCUCUCUAUGGUGUCGAGCUGCUGCUGCUGCAGCACAGCAGCGGGCAGGGGGCCCUCCACCGCCGCUUGGCUGCUGCAGCAAGGAGGGCCCUCACGGAGGCUUAUGGGCCCCCCCAGGACCCUGCUGCUGCUGCUCUUCUGCAGCAGCAGCGGCGAGCAGCAGCAGCAGCAACAGCAGCAGCAGCAGCAGCAGGGAGGCAGCAAAGGAAAGGCAGCGGGCGGCGAAAGAACAAAAGAAGGGGCCCCCAAACCCCCCUUAAGAGGGGCCCCCUCCUGGGCCCUGCUGCUGUCAAGAGAGAGGCUCCUGCAGCAGCAACAGCAGCAGCAACAGCAGCAGCAGCAACAGCAGCAGCAGCAGCAGCAGCAGACGGUGCUGCAGCUGCUGUUGAAGGGCCUCCUCUGACCCGCCGUGCAGCUCGAGGGGGGCGCAGCGGGAGGCGGCAGCCAGCAGCAGCAGCAGCAGCAGCAGCAGCAACAGCAGCAGCAGCAGGAGAAGUAUAUGAAGACUCAUCAGAUGCAGCAACAGCAGCAGCAGCAGCAGCAGCAGCAACAGCAGCAGCAGCAGCAGCAGUACGGCUGCAGCAGCAAAGAAAAAGAAAAAAACAAAAAAAGAGAGACAGAAGGUUGGGGCCCCUCCCCUCGUUGCUUCUGUCUCUGCAUGCCGCGGGGGGGGCCCCCCUCACCCUAUCAAUGGAUGCCAGCAACAGGGUAGAAGAGGAGGAGCCCGCGAGGCCUUCUCUUGAUUCGCUUACAGACCAGUUGAGGGCCCCCAUACACCAGGCCUUAGAGAGAAUAUUUCCGGAGUUUGUGGUUUCGUGUUUGCUGCAGUGGAGCAAAAUACGAGUCAUCCAGGGGGAGCAGCAGAUAGCGCUGCACGAGGGCCGCGGGCUGCAGCACCACAUCUCUGGCGAGAUGACAAUAAUAACAACAUGGGUCUGCUUGAGUGUCUCGGGGCCCCCAGACGGCCUUUACUUUUUCUUUCGGGGGGUACAGGGGGGCCCCCGCGCCCGGGGGGCCCCCUGGGGGGCCCCCUGGGGGGCCCUCAAAGCAAUACCAGGCAGCACCGCAGUGGUUGUGGGUUUGAGGCCUCGAGGGUUUCUUCGAUCGACGGGCGGCAGCAGAAAGCUAAUAGCCGAAAUAAAAUGGGCCCUCUCAGCCAGGGGGGCCCCCAUGGGGGCCCCCUUGGGGCCCCCUUCGCCUUCUGCUGCGGCUUGUGAGAGCGUAGAGCAGCGACAGCUGGAUAUACAACCCCAGUAA
Molecule: messenger RNA, 2661 nt
Organism: Eimeria mitis
Lineage: Eukaryota; Apicomplexa; Conoidasida; Eucoccidiorida; Eimeriidae
Exons: 12
Coding region: 1-2661 (886 amino acids)
Source: RefSeq, a predicted model, not a curated record